Phacochoerus africanus (Common warthog) is the source of this 1967-nucleotide messenger RNA. It is a transcript of the gene RGS19, whose product is annotated as regulator of G protein signaling 19. The coding region runs from base 764 to 1417 and encodes 217 amino acids. The record is from RefSeq and is a predicted model, not a curated record. NCBI's taxonomy places the organism in Eukaryota, Metazoa, Chordata, Mammalia, Artiodactyla, Suidae. The transcript is spliced from 7 exons.
GCCGAGACCGCGGCCCUGCCCCUCCCGCCCGGGGCCCCCGGGGCCGUGCGGGGCGGGAGCCUGGGAAACCCGCGCCCGGAUCAGCACCCCAAGGACUCCCGCCCCGGGGUCCACGUGGACCCUGGGCCGCGGAGAGACUGGGGCCGGUCCCCGCGCGUGGGGGAGGGGGCGUUGCAACCGGGUUCCCCUUUUUCUGCAGCUCAAAGCCUGGGGAAGUGAUUGCUCAAAGGGGGGGGCCGGAAGAACCCAGGUUUCCGCGUCUCCCGCCUCCCCCCCUCUGCCCGGUGGGGAGGGGCCGAGGCGGGACACCCGGUUUGCCCCCGCCCCCACCCGGUUGGAUCUGGCAGCCUCUCAACCCUGCGAGUCGCAGGGGAGGCGCUGCGCCCCCGGCCCGAGCCGAUCGGGGGCUCCUGGAGCCAGCCUCCCUCCGGAACGCGCGGGAGGACCUCCUGCCGUCUGACUUGAGUCCUGCUGCUGCAGUGCACGCCCCUUCGGCAGCCAGGGUGGGGCCCAGAGCGAACCUGGCCCCUCCCGCCCCCACCUCGCCUUUGGGUCGCUGAGGUGGGCCUGGGCAAGGGUCACCAAGGCCAGGAUGACCCGGCCUGCCUCGGAGGAGCCUGGCUGGGACUUUCCCACGAGUCCAGUGCCAGGGGCUGCAGACAGGAAGGGCACCGAGGAGGAUGAGACGAAGACCCCCAGGCUGUGGUGAGUGAGGGUCCUGGAGCAGGCACCACGGAGCCCUGGCGACCUCUUCCACCCACCCAUGCCCACCCCGCAUGAGGCUGAGAAGCAGCACAGAGGGCCGGAGGAGGCGGACCAGCCCCCCUCGAUGUCCAGUCAUGAGGCGGCCCCCCCGGCUCCCCCCAGGCGCAACCCCUGCUGCUUGUGCUGGUGCUGCUGUUGCAGCUGCUCCUGGAAUGAAGAGCGGCGGCGGGCAUGGCGGGCCUCGCGGGAGAGCAGGCCGCAGCCCCUCCCCAGCUGCGAGGUCUGUGCCACACCGAGCCCCGAAGAGGUGCAGAGCUGGGCACAGUCUUUCGACAAGCUGAUGCGCAGCCCGGCCGGCCGCGGCGCCUUCCGGGCCUUCCUGCGCACGGAGUACAGCGAGGAGAACAUGCUUUUCUGGCUGGCCUGCGAGGAGCUCAAGGCCGAGGCCGACCGGCACGCGGUGGACGAGAAGGCGCGGCUCAUCUACGAGGACUACGUGUCCAUCCUGUCCCCCAAGGAGGUGAGCCUGGACUCCCGGGUGCGGGAGGGGAUCAACAAGAAGAUGCAGGAGCCGUCGGCGCACACCUUCGACGACGCGCAGCUGCAGAUCUACACGCUCAUGCACCGGGACUCCUACCCACGCUUCCUCACCUCCCCUGCCUACCGCGCCCUGCUGCUCCAGGGGGGCUCCCCGUCCUCCACCGAGGCCUAGGCUGCCUCCCGGGCGCCUCCCGCAGGCACAGACUCCUUUCACCAGAGGGCCCAGCACCCGCAGGCAGGAGCUCGGGCGCAGGGCGGCUCAGAAGCCCCCCUCUCCACCCAGGGGACCUCGUGCCCCAAGGUCCUGCCGAGAGGCAGGUGGCAGGGCCUCUGCCCCGGCGGCCUCUCCCGCCCCAGCCCAGCCGUGGCCUGCCCGCUGCUCCUGCGGGGCUCCCCGCUGGGAGAGGAGCCGCCCUCCCUGGAAGCAGCGCAGGCCUCCCUGAGCCCUCUUCCCGGGCAGCUGGGGGCCCCGAGAAACGCCUCCGGUGGAAAAGAGACCCUCUGUGCUGUCUGCUCGCCGUGUGAGAAGACCUGCACCCGGUGCCCACUGCACCGGCAUCCGCCGGACCUCAGAGCCAGGCUCACGGCACAGGACCCGGUUUCUCUUUUAUAUGUUCCUUGAGUUUAAACCAGGAAACACGUCCUCACUGUGUGUUUUAUCAAAAGAGAAAACAUUUUCAUAUUUAACUCCACCCCAAAAUAGAACCUUAUGAUUGAAGAUA